CCGUCUCGGUCCCCGCCCGCCAGCUCUCCCCUGGCCACACCCUCCGCCGGGACGCAGCCGCCGCCGCUGCCCUCUGUCCACGAGGCUGCCGGCUUGGGACCCCCCGGCUCUGCCAUGUCGCCCUCUGGUCGCCUGUGUCUCCUCACCAUCGCUGGCCUGAUUCUCCCCACCAAAGGACAUAUAUUGAAGGAGGCCACAUCCGUUUCUCCAGCAGACCCAGUUCAUGCCCUGACGCCGGCCCCAGACGCAGUCUACCCAGAACCCCAGUCCACUGCUCAGACAACCCUGCAGACUGGUGGAACCACACGGGAGCAGGAGGAGGAGAUCCAGACCCCGAAAAUGGAGGAGACCCAGUCCCCGCAACCGACAGGACUGCAUGUGCUUUUAGCAACAGAUCCGAAGACCGUCAAGAGCAGCCCAGAAGCCACGUCCUCUGCCAAACCCACUAAAGGCACCACGCUCUCCAAGAAGCAGGCUCCAGGCAAAGGCGUCAGGCCGGACCCUGUCCUCGGGCCAACUGGUUCCAGUGAGGAAAACCCCUUCUCCUAUGAUGAGAACACUCUCCGGAAGCGGGGGCUGCUGGUCGCAGCUGUGCUGUUCAUCACAGGCAUUGUCAUCCUCACAAGUGGCAAGUGUAGGCGGUUACCCCAAUUAUGCCGGAAUCGUAACAGGGUUCAGAGAGCAACCUGCUUGGUGAACAUAGCCACGUGCUGGCAAGGUGGUGACACACCCAACUGCAUGGGGGACGGAAGCUCCCAUGCUCAGGAUUCUCCCAGACCUCGCCCUGUGUAGUUCUUGACCUGGCUGUGCAUCUGUAUUCUUCAUCAUAGCCUCCAUGAUAUAAUAAACUGGUAAACAUAAGUGUU
Molecule: messenger RNA, 866 nt
Organism: Callorhinus ursinus (northern fur seal)
Lineage: Eukaryota; Metazoa; Chordata; Mammalia; Carnivora; Otariidae
Gene: FXYD5
Product: FXYD domain containing ion transport regulator 5
Biological process (GO): regulation of sodium ion transmembrane transporter activity
Cellular component (GO): membrane
Molecular function (GO): sodium channel regulator activity
Source: RefSeq, a predicted model, not a curated record